AUGUUUAAGAAAGCCGUCAAAGAUCAUCCUGGAGGGACAUCUAAACCCCUUCAGUCUAAUUUCCUCCGCGCAAACACCAUCGUCUCCUCCAAACCAGCCCAGCCACAGUCCGCUGGCGUUAAACGAAAACUCGACUUGACCAAUAGCGGGGAAUCCACGCUGGGUUCCCUCCACAGUUCGGUCUAUUUUGACGAGAAUGACUUUGAUGAUGAUCUGGAUCUCGACAUUGAUGAGCCAAUUGCGCUGAAUAUUCCGAGUGCCACAAGCACGACCUAUGCGGCGAAGCCCGACCCCGUUACUUAUCCGACCAUCGACCUCACAUCACCAGAUUCCCGCGAACUGCCGCCGUUCCCGGCAAGUAAACCGCAGUCAGACAUCGCGUAUCCCGAUCUGCCGCCUGCGUCCCAAGAACAGGCUGCGCCGCCCAGUAGCAUCCAGUAUCCGUGGUCGUCCUCCCCUCCCUCCCACUUCCAGCCGCCGCCUAAGCCACGUACGCUGCCGUGGCUGAAGGAGGCCAAGGAGGAGCCUCUCCAAGAAAAGAAGAGCAACCUGAUCACGCCGAAACGCUCCAAGCCCGCAGAGCCUUGGAACAAGAGUGCGAGCGCCAUCAAGGAGGAACAAAAGGAGCUUAGACGGGAAUAUAAGAAAAGCCAAAAGGCCGACGGGGCGCCGAAGCAGAAGGAUAAUGGCAGAGUGGACAAAGUCUUCCUCAGUGAUGAACAACUGCACGUUGUAGAAGCUGUCGUUGGUCAAGGAAAGAGUAUCUUUUUCACCGGCUCUGCAGGUACCGGAAAGUCAGUUCUCAUGAGAGAGAUCAUCAAGAAGCUGCGGGAGAAGUACAAACGGGAACCGGAUCGAGUUGCAGUGACGGCCUCGACCGGUCUGGCAGCCUGUAACAUUGAAGGUGUUACCCUCCACAGUUUUGCCGGUAUUGGGCUAGGCAAGGAGGCUGUUCCUGAACUGGUCAAGAAGAUCAAAAAGAACCAAAAAGCUCGGAACCGUUGGCUCCGUACUAAGGUCCUGAUCAUUGAUGAAGUGUCAAUGGUUGAUGGAGACUUGUUUGACAAACUUGAGGAGAUUGCUCGGCGAAUUCGGAACAAUGGUCGUCCAUUUGGAGGAAUUCAGCUAGUGGUAACUGGCGACUUUUUCCAAUUACCCCCUGUGCCAGAAGGCCAUGGCCGUGAAGCGAGAUUUUCCUUCGCUGCAGCUACUUGGAACACUACGAUUCAACAUACCAUUCUGUUAACGCAUGUCUUCCGACAAAAAGAUCCGGAGUUUGCCUCGAUGCUGAAUGAAAUGAGACUGGGCAAAAUCAGUCCUAAGACAAUUGAGGCAUUCCGGAAGCUCUCUCGGCCCCUUGAUUUUCACGACGCUCUCGAGGCGACCGAAUUGUUUCCAACUCGUUCUGAAGUCGAGAAUGCAAAUUCUCAACGGAUGGGUCGACUCUCUGGCGAGGUGAUGACCUUCAAUGCAGUUGAUUCAGGAACGAUUCAAGAUCCCCAGCACCGUGAAAAGCUCCUGUCCAACUGCAUGGCGCCAAUGACUAUCCACCUCAAGAAAGGUGCUCAGGUCAUGCUCAUCAAGAACAUGGAAGACACCCUCGUCAACGGCUCCAUCGGACGGGUUGUGGCUUUCAUGGAUGAGUCCACCUUCGACCUUUACAAGGACAAUGAAGGCAUCUUCGUGGUUGGGGCCGAUAACGACGAGGAGGAGGCGGCUCUACGUGCGCGAAAGAAGCUUAAGCCCAUGGCCCACAAAGAAGGCGGAGUCGCAGUGACACGAAGAUGGCCACUUGUAAGCUUUGUUCAGCCUGAUGGGACAGAGAGACAUCUACUUUGUCAACCAGAAGCCUGGAAGAUUGAAUUGCCCAACGGCGAAGUCCAAGCUCAGCGCCAGCAGGUGCCUUUGAUUUUGGCUUGGGCCUUGUCCAUUCACAAGGCCCAAGGCCAGACCCUCCAUCGGGUAAAGGUCGAUCUGGGCCGAGUGUUUGAGAAGGGACAGGCUUAUGUGGCUCUGAGUCGUGCCACUUCCCAGGCUGGCUUGCAGGUUAUGCGAUUUGAGCCGCGCAAGGUUAUGGUACAUCCUAAGGUGACAGAAUUCUACUCCAACUUGGUGUCCAUCACCCAGGUCAUUCACGCUAAAAAGAAAAAGUCAAGUGUUGAUGACUUUGAGGAUGAGCUAUGA
Molecule: messenger RNA, 2184 nt
Organism: Penicillium daleae
Lineage: Eukaryota; Fungi; Ascomycota; Eurotiomycetes; Eurotiales; Aspergillaceae
Product: ATP-dependent DNA helicase PIF1
Exons: 3
Coding region: 1-2184 (727 amino acids)
Biological process (GO): DNA repair; telomere maintenance
Molecular function (GO): ATP hydrolysis activity; DNA helicase activity
Source: RefSeq, a predicted model, not a curated record